ACAGCAAUCCAGAAGUGACCGAAGGAAGAAUCGACAGCAAAGUAAGUUUGCGUGUGUUUUUAUAGUUCCUAACUUACGGAUGCGGUCUCAGGAAGGCCCCCGCUGAGAAAUGGAGCUGCGGGAGGACGCCUCGCCAGCUUCGGCCUUCGAGAAGGACGCGUUCCAGCUUACCGUGGAGGACGUGUACGACAUCUCCUACGUGAUCGGUCGAGAUUUACUCAAGAUCAGCAGCUCAGGUGAGGAAGUGUCGGACCUGCAGUUCCGGAUCGUCCGCGUUCUGGAGCUGUUCGAGACGGUGGUGAAGCAGUACAACCUGUCGGUGGAGGAGCUGAGGCUGGAGAGGGACAACCUUAAGACCGAGCUGGACCGUAUCCUCGGGGAGAACUGCACGGAGAACGGCCCGCCGGCAGUGGGACCCGAUCAGUUGGUGAUUGACCUGAAGGACCCCAACAGACCCCGGUUCACCAUGCAGGAGCUGAAGGAAGUGCUCCAAGAGCGGAACCAGCUUAAGGCCCAGCUGAUGGUGUCACAGGAAGAGCUCCAGAUGUACAAGAGUGGCAGGCUACCAAUGGAGCCAGGUAUGGUGGAGAUAGACCUGGAAUCUCCCCCUGCCACCGACAACGGCUCGGCUGCAGGCGACGACGCCAGAGAGGAGCCGAAAGAUGAGAGAACAGCCAUCUCAAAACUGUUUUCAUUCAGGAGAAAAUGAGGAUUACUUCUUACAAUACGGGACCAAUUUAUUAACACACAAGCCAACAAGGAUUUUUUUCCACAUAUUUUUGCAUUUUUUUAUACAACUUUUUUAAGCUUUUUUGUAAUCCAUAGGAUGCAAUAGCAUGUGAUGCAUUAGACAUUUUAAAGGUGCAGUGUUUAUAAUUUAAUGGAAUCAAGAACAAUAGACUUGGCAGAAAUGUAAUAUAAUAUUCAUAAGAAUGUUUUAAUCAGUGUAUAAUCCCGUGAAAAAACUAGAUAAGAGUGGUACUGCUAAAUGCCACCAAAUCCUACAUUGAACCUUUAACAAGUGAAGGACAAUUAUGCAGGGGAUUGUUUCUGAUGAUGUACAUGGUGUUAACUUGAAAGUAUUGACAUAAUCUCAUCCUGUCUCAGGACCAUACUGCUUAGUAUUCAAUGAAGAACUUUCUGAAGUAUUCAGUCCUAGAUGUAUUUAGAUGAUCGUCAAUAGUUAAGCAAUUGCUUUUUCAGCACCGGAAAGAUUUACCAGCCCAGCAAUAGUCCAGUGUUCUGGUUAAAACCAGACUAUGGGAUUCUGUACCCAAAGCAAACACACUUGAAUAAAGUGAUCUAUACAAUUUCUAGACAGACAGAAUUUUCAGCGUUUUGUUAUGAUUGUGCUGCCAAGUAGCAACGCUAUUAAUCUCAGGGGAGAAUUUGCUAUUGUCCUACAAAUGCACUUGGAUGUUAGUUCAGAUAUGCAAGUCAUGAGUUUAAACUACUCCUUUUAUUGCCUGCAUGUGUGAUGGGCCACCCUCUGCUCACAGCAGUUUUAAAUGGAGGACCUCAGAACUGACAAAGUAUUACGAUUCAAAGUUAAAUGCACAUCCCCUCAAUCUCAUUUCAGAAAAUGCAACAAUUUUCACUGAUUUAUUUCUCAAUUUACAAUAUGGCUUUAGCCACAACAGUGAAACAGAAUGGUAAAUACAAGGAACUCCUACAGGGUAUACAAAUACUUCUCAGAAGAAAUGGUAUCCCUCACUCUUAAACUAUCAUUUUACGA
Molecule: messenger RNA, 1735 nt
Organism: Gadus chalcogrammus (walleye pollock)
Lineage: Eukaryota; Metazoa; Chordata; Actinopteri; Gadiformes; Gadidae
Product: RILP-like protein 2
Biological process (GO): cilium assembly
Cellular component (GO): cytoplasm; ciliary basal body
Molecular function (GO): protein dimerization activity
Source: RefSeq, a predicted model, not a curated record